ACAAAAUCUAAUUUAGAAUAAGGCUGUAACGUAGCAAAAAGUGAAGGGGUCUGAACUUUCUGAAUGCACUGUACAUAGCAAAUAUUUGGAAUGUAAAUUUUAACAAUGCUAGUGAAAUAGGAACUAUGCACUGUACAUUUUUCAGUUCUGAGAAGCUCUGCAUACUGUCUAUAUUACGUUAGUUCUGAGAAGCAUAACAAAACAUCACUUAACACCCACAUCUGUCUGAAAUAUGUACUGGCUAGAAUGGAAGUUGUGACUUUCUCAACUCACUCUGAAAUCCCUAUUGCCCCUUCUCUUUAUUUAGAUAUCUACUCCAUGUACUUCACAGCCUGAAGUGAGUCUGUGGUAACAGCAGAUGACCUUAAGCAGAGGGAUCUGCGGUCUUAAAGAGGAUUGGUCAGUCAGAGGGCUGCUAUGCCCAACCCUCCGCUCAGACCAGCCAAUAGUAUACAGACCCUACAGGAAGGUAGGAUGAGAUUAAGUAUCAAAACAGAAACAGUGUCUGUUCCUUUGAAGGGUUGCCCUGCAGGACAUCUAAUAAGAAACUGUUUCAGGAUAGAGAUCAAAACAUUAAAGGAAGAAAGCGGAGGAUAACAGGAGAAGAGUUGCCCCAGGGACCAAAUGAUUCUGAUUUCUAAGCCUAAGCCAAUACAGGCCCAGCUCCUAGCCCACUGUUGGUUGUCUUUGUCCCCAACCAACUACAUCCAAGCUAAAGAUGGGUCGGUUCCUCAACAUAAACCUGUGUGUGAGUCACCUGGGAGGGAGGACGUUAAGACUGUUCUGCAAGCUCAGGUACCUCAUAACCAUCCUUAGAACCUUCCCUCACCUGGCCAAGACACCCCUAGCCUUGGACUUCCGUAGCUGCUCCUUGCCUUCCUCUCCCCUGCCUCCCAGCUUUGCCAGGAAAGGAGCCCCCAAGAGCUUGAGGUUCAACAACAUGAGCUUGACCGCUGAGUACCUCCUUGGGGGUGGUACCAGAGGGGUGAGAUACUCCCAGGCGGCCCGUGUCUACUCAACCUCUAGUAGGGAUGUGUUGAAGGCUGAGGCCCCCAUCGGGGUCCUUCAUGAGGACAGCCUUCAGGAGGACAGCCAGACACCCUUUCAGUUGAGCAUGCUUUGUCUGGGUGAUUCUUUUAAUCGCCUCUCCAGACACAUCAAUAUUUACUUCAAGAGAAAGGAUGUGACCCAGCUGUCCUCUGUUGCUGGGAAUGUGGGGUUUGUCGUCACAACUCAGGAGAGUCUGGGCAGCAGGCCACAGAGGCGUAGUCAAAGUAACAGGGCAGCCAGGGAGGACAGUGAGACAACAACACAGCAGCCUUUGGAAAAUGAAAACGAUCUUGAGACGUCAGACAGCAAGACAGAGACAAGCUCCGCCCCCCAGCGAUAUGGUGGACUGCAGUUAUUUCACAUCAGUUCCAUUGCCUCCAGGUUUGGGGAAAGUUACAGUUAUGUUGCUCAUCACAUAAACUCAUCACAUGAACACCUAAAGUCAGUGUUCACCAAAGGUUCGGCACAGGACGUCCUAGGUUCGACUCUGGAAGAGACUCUGGAGGAUCUGGCUUCAAGCAGAGUGUCGACCAGGAGGAUGAGGAGGAGGAAACCACUAAAAAUCAGUUACAUUGAAAGUGUAAAGGAAACUGAAACGGCUCAUUUAAAGACUAGUGCAGCUGUAGCUCAGACCACAGCCAUUCAGAAACCAGCCAUUGAACGUGCAGAUAUCUCCAACAGCUGGGAGGGAGAGGCAGAGGGCUACCUACACUUUGCCCAGCACGUCAACAGAUACUUUGGAGCCAAAACCGUUACAGACGAAACUGAACUACCACCACCUCAAACAGAACAUCUGGUUGCGGACCACAUGCCAAACAGCAGGACGUAUCAACAGCAGUGUUCUAAAUCUUCUACCUCCAGACAUGAACAAUCAGCCACAGGGCUAAAGCAGGAAGAUCCACCCAUCCGUCCCAAAUCCCUUUUCCACAUCAGUAACAUCACAACCAGUUUCGGUGAGAACUAUGCAUACAUGGCUAAUUACGUCAACAGCUAUUUCAAAGGCAGCUAUGAUGCCGUGGAGGAGGAGGAGUUAGAAAGAGGUCCCAUCGAGGAACGCAGGGGAGAAUGGGAGAUGGAGUAUGGAUCCGUUAGGGUCCCGAAACCACAGCCUGCUGUAUCCUUCAUGGAGUGCCUUCUCAAUCCCAGUAGUGCCAUCUCCAGCCUCCUGGGGGGGUAUCUGGGGGGCUCCUGGGCUCAGAGCAACCAGGCCCAUCCUGCCUCUAUGCUCAGUGAGGCCACACUUAGAAGAAUGGUGAUGGGCAGGAGACAGGCAGAGGAGAUGACCCGUGCUUUGGUGUCCAGUCUACAACAGGCCUUCUCUCCUGAGGCCAUCACCGAAGUUGUCGAUGAGCUCAACACACACCUUAUCCGACACCCAGGAUGCAAAGCAGUGGUCUGGCAGGAGAAAGCUGCUGUUCAGCUCUUAAGACAGCGGCGUAGCCAUAGAGAAGACCAGGAACUUCAGUGUGUCAUUAGGGAAACCUUGGCUCUGAUUGGCUAUGUGGAUCCAGUCAAAGGUCGUGGAAUCCGAGUGCUCUCAAUCGAUGGUGGUGGCACAAGAGGGGUGGUGCCACUGCAGGUCCUCAAGCAGCUGGAAGCGGAAACAGGCAAGCAGGUUCACCAGCUGUUUGACUACAUCUGUGGAGUGAGCACAGGGGCAGUGUUGGCCUUCAUGCUUGGCCUGGCCCGUUUCUCUCUAGAGGAGUGUGCAGAUAUGUACCGUCGUUUUGGCUCGGAUGUGUUCUGUCAGAACCCCUUGGUGGGCACAGUGAAGAUGGGCUGGAGUCACUCCUACUACAGCACCGAGACCUGGGAGAUGAUACUGAGAGAGAAGAUGGGCGACCAAGUUCUGAUUAAAACAGCCAGGGAUGAGUUGAGCCCCAAGGUGUCAGCGGUGAGCGCCGUGGUGAACUGGGGGACCAGUCCCAAGGCCUUUAUCUUCAGGAACUACAACCACAGCCCAGGCCGUCUCAGCCGCUACGCAGGGGGGUCUGGGUACCAGAUGUGGCAGGCGGUGAGAGCGUCGUCCGCUGCCCCGGGAUACUUCCAGGAAUUCCCCUUACACAGUGACAUCCAUCAGGAUGGUGGCCUCAUUUUAAACAACCCUUGUGCCCUCGCCGUCCACGAGAGCCGUCUCCUGUGGCCCAACCAGCCUUACCAGUGUGUCCUGUCGCUCGGCACCGGUCGCUAUGACAAUGCUAAGCGGAGCCCGGGCACCUCCACCAGCCUGCGUGCCAAGAUCAACCACCUGAUCUGCAGUGCCACCGACACAGAGGGGGUCCACACCCUCCUGGACGACUUGUUGGCCCCAAACGUCUACUUCAGGUUCAACCCCAUGCUGAGUGCCGAGGUAUCCCUGGAUGAGAGCAGCGUCAGGGCCAUGGAGCAGCUGCAGGCUGACACCCAGGUCUACCUGGACAGGAACAAGCCCAAGAUGGCCAGGCUGUGUAAGGUGCUGGGGCAGGAGCGCACUGCGCUGAGCCACACCAAGGACUGGGUCAGUGAGAGAGCCUGGGAGAUGCAGCAGAGCUGGGUUUGAGGGUCCUAGGUCACAGGUC
This is a messenger RNA of Oncorhynchus mykiss (rainbow trout), 3608 nucleotides long. RefSeq names its product calcium-independent phospholipase A2-gamma. The record is from RefSeq and is a predicted model, not a curated record. Gene Ontology annotation, biological process: arachidonate metabolic process. Gene Ontology annotation, cellular component: membrane. Lineage: Eukaryota; Metazoa; Chordata; Actinopteri; Salmoniformes; Salmonidae.